Plasmodium malariae is the source of this 1245-nucleotide messenger RNA. RefSeq names its product conserved Plasmodium protein, unknown function. The record is from RefSeq and is a predicted model, not a curated record. The transcript has 7 exons. The coding region runs from base 1 to 1245 and encodes 414 amino acids. NCBI's taxonomy places the organism in Eukaryota, Apicomplexa, Aconoidasida, Haemosporida, Plasmodiidae.
AUGGAUUACUUAAAUACUCAAAAUAGUGUCCACAUGGAUUUGUUGGAACCUUUAAUUACUGUUAGUGUAAUAUUUAUUUGUUUGUAUAUGAUAGUAAGUACGGAAAAUCCUGCAUAUUAUUUUAUUAGGAAUUUUUUUUUUAAAACGAAAAUAUUUGUUUGUGAAAUUAAAGAUAUAUUUACAAACAUAAAUUAUUUUGCUCUAAUAUUUUCUUCUUUAUUUUUUGUUUCUUAUUAUGUUUUAAAUAUAUUAAAUUAUAAAAAUGUAAAAUCACUUUUUUGUGUUAGUUACGAUUAUUAUAAUAGUAUUUUAAAUUACAACUUAAAAGACAUAAAUCUCAAAUCAAUAUUUAAAAAUGGAAUCAGCGAAAAUUAUUUGGUUAAUUUUUUGCAUUCUUUUAAGUUUUUUUUUAAUAUAUUUUUUUUAAACGAUUCCAAUUUUUUGAAAACCUUUUUCACCUUCGUUUUUGUUUACACCCUAUUGUCCUUAUAUGCCAAACAUGUCAAUCGGGUCGUAUUCAUAAGCACUGUGUUCGCGAAUGCUAUUUUAUCGGGAUUCGUAUUAGUUUUCUUUUUAAAAAAUUUUUUAAAUGUUCAAUAUAAUCAUUGUGGGGAAGAAUUAUUUUCCUUCUUAUUUUUAAUCUUUUUUUAUAUAAAUAACCCAUGUGUAAGUGUGUUUCAGUAUAAUAAUAGGAGUUUGCAUCCUUACCAUGGCACUGAAUUAAGGUUUUACAUUCAUAUGCUAUUCUUUGUAAGAUAUUUAACAUAUAAUGAAAAGUUUUACGAAGUCAAAGCGCUAGUCGCAAUACUUAUUUAUUUUAUUGUAUUCUUAAGACAAACAAUAGAUAGUUUUGAGAUGCACACAUUCUUGAAAGUUCUUUGGCUAGUUGCUUAUUAUUUGGUUAAUAAUUAUGUACCAUUUGCAUUUUCUGGAAAUUUCACUUUAUCCAAAGUUUUUGAUUCAAAUUUCUUGGAUUUACUGCGUAAGGAGUUUAAAAGCAACAUUUCCUUAUAUCACUUUAAUGACAUUUCAAGAAUACCUUUUAACUACUUAAUAAACAAAACUUCUUUUUUUUGGGUACCUUAUAUCUUAUUAAUCAGGAACAGCAAAAACUUAAAAUAUGUAAUUAUGCUCCUAAUAGCUACAAAUUUGAUAGCAACGUGCACUUAUCUGGCAAAGAACGUUUUUCCGGGCAUACCACUUAACUUACUUCUUUUGUGUUGUCUAAAUAAAAUUACAGUUUAA